AUGGCACGUCGUCGUCCCCUGUGCAUAUUUCUCUCUCUCCUGGGCCUUUUUCUGCUUGGCACAGUCAUCGUUCUCUCUUCUAUAACGUACUACCUUUCCAUUGACCCUAAUGCCUAUCUUUCCGAAGACCAGGUACCCAUCCUUGGGCGCUACGACCGGUGGAAUGCCUCAGAGUACGGCCAGGUUGAACGUAUCCCACGAAUCCUCCACCAGACAUGGCGGACGGAGACCCUUCCCGAGAAAUGGAGGCCAGUUUCUCAAGAAUGUCGGGAUCUGAUGCCAGAUUAUGAAUACAAACUCUGGACUGAUGACGGCUCUCGCGAUUUCAUAUCAGAAUAUUAUCCUUGGUUUUUGGACACAUUCAACGAUUACCGAUAUCCUAUACAGCGAGCAGACGCCAUUCGCUAUUUCAUUCUUCAUCACUACGGUGGUGUCUACUUGGACCUUGACAUUGGAUGUAAACGACGUUUAGACCCCCUUCUGGCUUAUCCUGUCAUCCUUCCAAAAACAAUUCCCGUGGGCAUCUCGAACGACCUCAUUUUCUCCGAAAAAGGACAUCCAUUCAUGGCGCAGGUUAUUCACAGUCUCGUCACCUUUGACCACUCCUGGGUACUCAACUAUCCAACCGUAAUGUUCUCCACAGGACCCAUGUUCCUGUCAGCGCAAUACAGUAUUUUCACCUCAUCUCACGCCAGUGCCGCCAGUGAUCCCAUCCGUGUUCUCCCAAAGGCAUUGUAUGGAAAAAAUGCAAAGGAGGGAGAGGCACCACAUUCCUUCUUUUCGCAUUUCUAUGGAAGCAGCUGGCAUGCUGAUGAUGCUGCUUUCAUCGGUUUCCUUGGCCAUUGGGGCAAAGUAUUAAUGUGGAUUGGAUUGAUUGUCCUGCUAUUGGGAUUGCUCUUCACCGCGUUCCCCGGUAAACAGCGCAGAUACAGCUUGCGUCGUAUUGGGGGGUACGAGGUUCUCCUUCCACGCUGGUCUUCAGGGACAGGCCACUGGCAUUUCGGUUCUUCAUCUUCGUCAUCAUCCGACAGUGAUAGCGACGCCCCCAUCGACCAAGAUGUUCCCGUUUUGCAGCUCCCAUUUAACGUUCGACCGAGUUCCCCAAUGUCAUCAGAUAUAUCUACAGAGCCAUAUGCUGGCCGUCCGUCUAGUCCUUUGGUUGACGCUUUCCAGCGGUUGCGCAACAGAGUAGCGGCACUGGCCAGUCCGCGAGAAGAUUUCCCCCGAACCCCAGUCCGCAACAGGCGUCAGCGUUACAGCCGUGGUGUCCUAUUCUUCCUUCCCGCGAUAUUCACGCAGUCACAAGAUGUUGAGCUUGGUCCUGCCCCUGCAUAUUCAGAUCCACAGGUGCCGCUGCUACCUCGGCCUUCCUCGCGCAAUGGUAUUCAGCCACCAGACAAGCUCCAUCAGGAGGACUCUCGAUCGGGCAUUAUCGAGGCCCGGGGUCCGCUACCAGAAGGAACUUCCGGCUCGAGGUCGCCGGUCGAGAAUAACACCCUUAUAGACUUUGGUCGCGACUCCCGCCCAUCUUCGUCAUCGCAGCAUACGCGGUCUCGCAGCUCACCGCAUCGAGAAUCAUAG
This is a messenger RNA of Guyanagaster necrorhizus, 1581 nucleotides long. RefSeq lists its product as uncharacterized. NCBI's taxonomy places the organism in Eukaryota, Fungi, Basidiomycota, Agaricomycetes, Agaricales, Physalacriaceae. Gene Ontology annotation, molecular function: mannosyltransferase activity. The transcript has 2 exons. The record is from RefSeq and is a predicted model, not a curated record. Bases 1 to 1581 code for a protein of 526 amino acids. Gene Ontology annotation, biological process: mannosyl-inositol phosphorylceramide biosynthetic process.